Messenger RNA from Aptenodytes forsteri (emperor penguin), 869 nucleotides. RefSeq names its product dual specificity phosphatase 28 (gene DUSP28). NCBI's taxonomy places the organism in Eukaryota, Metazoa, Chordata, Aves, Sphenisciformes, Spheniscidae. The transcript is spliced from 2 exons. Gene Ontology annotation, cellular component: cytoplasm. Gene Ontology annotation, biological process: protein dephosphorylation. Gene Ontology annotation, molecular function: MAP kinase tyrosine/serine/threonine phosphatase activity. The record is from RefSeq and is a predicted model, not a curated record. The coding region runs from base 83 to 565 and encodes 160 amino acids.
GCUCGAAUGCUGUGCGGAGGAGGCGAUCUGGGAGCUCUGCAGCGAGGCGGUGGUGCUGGUGGUGCUGCAGCCUUGGCUGCCGAUGCUUCAGCUCUGCAAGGUCACCGCCUCACUGCUCAUCGGCAACGCCAGGGCAGCCUGCAACGAGGACCUGCUCACGCGAGAGGGAGUCACCUUCUGCGUUAAUGUCACCAGGCAGCAGCCAUUCCCCGGCCUCCAGCAGGUCCGGGGCAUACGCAUACCUGUGUUCGAUGAUCCGGCUGAAGACCUGUAUCGGUAUUUUGAACAGUGCAGCGAUGCUAUAGAAGAGGCUGUGAAGAGCGGUGGGAAGUGCUUAGUUUACUGUAAAAAUGGCCGCAGCCGAUCAGCUGCCAUUUGCACUGCUUAUCUGAUGAGACACCGAAAACUCCCACUCAAGGAUGCCUUUGAGACUGUGAAGACUGCCAGACCAGUAGCAGAACCCAAUGCAGGAUUUUGGUCUCAGCUGCAGAGAUAUGAAGAAGAUUUGCAGAUACCAAAGCAGUCCUAUCUGCUGAGCAAAGGACUUAAAAAUAGCAACGUGUGAAGAUGUUUUACAGAGAGUUAAGUGGCUUGCUACAGAUUUAAAAAAAAAAAAAAUCACUUCAUAUAUCACCUAUACAUAAAAUGCCUUACUCCCCAAUCUGAGUUGAUGGUUCAUCACAUUCAUUCAGAGCGUUACUGUUGAAAGUGCAUGGGAAAGGGGCAGAUAAGCAGGGAGAAACUGCAGAAACAGAAAACGGUUGGAAGGACUGGAAACAAAGUGAAAGGCAUGGUAUCCUCGGCAUUUAUUUUUCCCCUGAAUGACGCUGAAUACAAUAACAAUGUACUGAAUAAAUGAAUGAGUUACU